Rangifer tarandus platyrhynchus (Svalbard reindeer) is the source of this 1437-nucleotide messenger RNA. NCBI's taxonomy places the organism in Eukaryota, Metazoa, Chordata, Mammalia, Artiodactyla, Cervidae. The record is from the annotation of a GenBank genome assembly.
AUGCCUGCGCGCAGCCGCCACCGCCCCAGCCUCCACUCCGGCUUGCUUACCCGGGCUCCGCCCCCACCCCUUAAGGCGUCUCUCUCCCGGGAGGCCCGGAGGGCACCGGACUCCGAUAGCUGCUCGGACGCUGACUCGGAGGCGGGUCCGGGGAGCCCGAUUCGGAACAAGGAGACAGUUGAAGAAGAAAUGGCUGGUCCUAAUCAACUCUGCAUUCGCCGCUGGACUACCAAGCAUGUAGCUGUUUGGCUGAAGGAUGAAGGCUUUUUUGAGUAUGUGGAUGUUUUAUGCAACAAGCACCGACUUGAUGGAAUCACAUUGCUUACACUGACUGAAUAUGAUCUCCGAUCUCCUCCUCUGGAAAUCAAAGUCUUAGGGGACAUUAAAAGGUUAAUGCUCUCAGUCCGAAAAUUGCAGAAAAUACAUAUUGAUGUUUUAGAAGAGAUGGGAUACAACAGUGACAGCCCCAUGAGCCCCAUGACUCCAUUAAUCAGCGCUCUUCAGAGUGCAGAGUGGCUCUGUAAUGGGGAGCCUUCACAUGACUGUGAUGGACCCAUCACUGAUUUGAAUUCUGAUCAGUACCAGUAUGUGAAUGGUAAAAACAAACACUCUAUUCGAAGAUUGGACCCAGAGUAUUGGAAGACCAUACUGAGUUGUAUAUAUGUUUUCAUAGUAUUUGGAUUUACAUCUUUCAUAAUGGUUAUUGUCCAUGAGCGAGUGCCUGACAUGCAGACCUAUCCACCACUCCCAGAUAUAUUCUUGGACAGCGUUCCUAGAAUUCCAUGGGCCUUUGCCAUGACAGAAGUAUGUGGCAUGAUUCUGUGCUAUAUUUGGCUCCUGGUUCUUCUUCUUCACAAGCACAGGUCCAUACUUCUGCGAAGGCUCUGUAGUCUGAUGGGCACUGUCUUCUUGCUUCGCUGCUUUACCAUGUUUGUGACCUCCCUGUCCGUGCCAGGACAGCACCUUCAGUGUACUGGAAAGGUAUAUGGCAGUGUAUGGGAGAAGUUACACCGGGCCUUUGCCAUUUGGAGUGGCUUUGGGAUGACCCUCACUGGCGUCCACACUUGUGGAGAUUACAUGUUCAGUGGCCACACGGUCGUCUUGACCAUGCUGAAUUUCUUUGUCACUGAGUAUACACCAAGAAGCUGGAAUUUCUUGCACACUUUAUCCUGGGUUCUCAACCUCUUUGGAAUCUUCUUCAUUUUGGCUGCCCAUGAACAUUAUUCCAUUGAUGUGUUUAUUGCCUUUUAUAUCACAACGAGACUCUUUUUGUACUACCAUACUCUAGCCAAUACCAGAGCAUAUCAGCAGAGUAGGAGAGCAAGAAUUUGGUUUCCCAUGUUUUCUUUUUUUGAAUGCAAUGUUAAUGGUACAGUCCCAAAUGAAUAUUGUUGGCCAUUUUCAAAACCAGCAAUAAUGAAAAGACUAAUUGGAUGA